This is a messenger RNA of Spinacia oleracea (spinach), 2103 nucleotides long. Its product is annotated as beta-glucosidase 11. NCBI's taxonomy places the organism in Eukaryota, Viridiplantae, Streptophyta, Magnoliopsida, Caryophyllales, Amaranthaceae. Gene Ontology annotation, biological process: carbohydrate metabolic process. Gene Ontology annotation, molecular function: beta-glucosidase activity. The record is from RefSeq and is a predicted model, not a curated record. Bases 95 to 1654 code for a protein of 519 amino acids. The transcript is spliced from 13 exons.
AUACAUAAAAGAAAAACAAAGCUUAAUUAAUUAUUUUUGAAGACUUAAGAGCACGUGUAAUCUGGAGAGUGAAAGAGAGGACGAUUGAGAGAAAAUGGUGACGAGGGUAAUAGUUGGGUUGUGUUUGUUGCCUCUGUGCUUCGAUUUGUUGCGAGGAGCUGCUGGAAAUAAAGACAGAGAGUAUAAUCGUAACGCUUUUCCUAAGGAUUUCAUUUUUGGUGCUAGUACCUCGGCUUAUCAGGUAGAGGGAGCAGCAUUAGAGGAUGGAAGGAAACCCAGCAUUUAUGAUACUUUUGCUCACCGUUCGAGGAAUGACACACGUAAUCCGGAUGUAGCGUGUGAUCAAUAUCAUAAAUACAAGGAAGAUGUUCAACUCAUGGUAGAAACAGGAUUGGAUGCCUAUCGAUUUUCUAUCUCUUGGUCGAGAUUAAUACCAAAUGGCAGAGGACCAGUUAAUCCUAAAGGUUUAAGAUACUACAACAAUCUCAUCAAUGAACUUAUCAGUCACGGAAUCGAGCCACAUGUUACAUUGACUCACACAGAUACACCACAGGUCCUUGAGGACGAAUAUGGAAGCUUCCUCAACCCCAAGAUCAUAGAAGACUUUAUAUCAUACGUAGACGUUUGCUUUAGAGAAUUUGGUGAUAGGGUUCGAUAUUGGACAACUUUCAACGAGGCGAACAUCUUCGUCAUUGGUGGUUAUGAUGUGGGGAUUACACCACCAAGUAGAUGUUCUUCACCGUUUGGAUUCAACUGUACCCGGGGAAACUCGACUACUGAGCCAUACAUCGUUACUCACCGUAUAUUGUUGGCUCAUGCAUAUGCUGCAAGGCUAUAUAAGGAAAAGUACCAGCCUAAACAACUGGGAUUUAUUGGGAUCAAUCUCCUUACUUUCCAUUUUAGUCCUCUUACGGACACACUAGAAGAUAUGGCUGCAGCUAAGAGAUGCUACGAUUUUUUAAUUGGCUGGUUUAUGCAUCCAUUGACAUAUGGUGAUUACCCUGAAAUAAUGAAGAAAAAUGGUGGCUCAAAAAUUCCGGUUUUCACAAAAAACGAGUCAGAAUUAGUAAAGGGUUCCUUCGAUUUUAUUGGAAUCAACUACUAUUACAUAAUGGGGGUCAGAGACAACUCUAUGAGUCUCACCACAGUGCAAAGAGAUUUGUAUGCCGACAUGGCAGCACAGUGGAUAGAUUUAGACACGGUUGCACCACCAGAAGAGUUUAUAUAUCCUAUUGAACCAUGGGGUUUAGAGCGAGUACUGGAGCAUUACAAAGAGGUUUAUCAAAAUCCUCCUAUCUUUAUUCAUGAAAAUGGUCAAGUGGCAAGUUAUACUACAUCCAUAAAUGAUCCAUUCAGGGUUGAAUAUUUGCAUGACUAUAUUGGGAUUUUGCUCAAUGCUGUGAGAAAUGGAUCCAAUACAAAAGGGUACUUUGUAUGGUCACUAUUGGACGUAUAUGAACUAUUGUUCGACUUUGAUUAUACCUUCGGACUAUAUUAUGUUGAUUACAAUGAUCCAAAUUUGACAAGACGUCCUAAGUUAUCUCAAAAAUGGUACUCUCAAUUUUUGAAGGGCAAAAACACUAACCACGGUUACAAAAAUGAAUCAAGUGGAGAUGCAACGACUCUCGAUGACCUCCGAUACAGGGCUUCAUAAAGCGGGGAAUGCUCUUAGAGACAUACGUCAGAAAUGGACUCAAAGUUAAUUGAUUAGCUACGUAGUACUACGUAUUAGUUAUCCAAUUAUUUCUUAUUUACUUUUCACUGCAUGAAUUUGGGCUUAACUUGUGUACUUCGUAUAACUUCUGGGUCUGAUUUUACUUUACAAACAGUCUCACCAAGCUUCUAGCCAGUGGGUAGUUGGGUACCGGUUCCUAAAAUUCAAGUUAUUGAAUCGGAAUAUGUCAGUGAUUUUUAUUGUCUUUGUAUUUCUGAUAUCAGGAAAGUAUAUGCUUACACGCAAAUUUUUGGCUAUACCUGGGUAUAGUCAAAGUUGGCUGUACCCCCAUCCAAAACGAUGUCGUUUUGUGUUGUUUAAAAUGAACAUUAAUAUACUGGUAUAAAAAUGAACAUUUACUAUUUCGGAAAUGAACAUUUAUUUAUUUA